Molecule: messenger RNA, 1807 nt
Organism: Polyodon spathula (Mississippi paddlefish)
Lineage: Eukaryota; Metazoa; Chordata; Actinopteri; Acipenseriformes; Polyodontidae
Exons: 5
Coding region: 463-1077 (204 amino acids)
Biological process (GO): intrinsic apoptotic signaling pathway; positive regulation of apoptotic process; positive regulation of release of cytochrome c from mitochondria
Cellular component (GO): mitochondrion
Source: RefSeq, a predicted model, not a curated record
UAAAAUAAAUCUGCAUCACAAUAGUAUCUAGAGAAGCAGCUCGGCAAUCAAGAGACAGUAAACAAGUCAGGACUUGUCAGUCGAGAGAGAAGGCGUGUCUAGAGAAGUCCUGCGCAGCUGUGAGCAGCGGGCACUGACUCAGCGAAACAAAACGAGUGUGGAAAGCAGAGAGGCUGGAAGCGCAUCGCAGGAACCCCGUGCUGUCCUCUCCAUACCCCGGGUCCUGUAAACCCAGAGGAGGCAAGAGCGCGACUGAGGAACACACAUAUACUUCUAGACACACACAAACAGCAACAACCUCCGUGCAACCGCACUUUCAUGUAACCCCCGCAGUGCUGGGAGUUGUUGGCUGCGCGUAGCACUGCGUGCGGUAGAUUUGUGCAUUAUUUACCCAGGCGGCAGGGGGAGCCUUUUUGCGCAUCUCACCUGUGCUACCCGUGCAGGUUCUUUGUGUCCGAGGCGAUGACUGCAGGACCAGGUGCCCCCCCCAUGGCCCGAGCUCUGAAGGACGGAAUGCAAGGCAAGGAGGCGUUGCCGGGGGGCAACCCGGUGAACUGUGGAGGAGCGGGAGGGGGCAGCUCAGCAGUCAGAAUGGAAUCGCUUCGACGUCGAAGCAAUCACCCCUUAAUGACGGGGUACCAGCAAUGCCGUCGCUCCCUGUGGACGCACAGCGGCCCCGACGAGAUGGGCACACAGCCCCCCCUCACCCAGCAAGGCACCCCUGCGCCACUCUGCAGCGCGCCACACCAGAGCUCGGACGCUUGUUCUCGGGACCAGCAGAGGAGUCCCAGCUUGAGGGAUGUCCAUGCUCUGCCUGACAUGCUGCAGAGGAACCAGCGCCCCCUGGCUGACAUGCCCCAGAACUGCAGCCCCGCCUCCUCGGAUCAGGGAGAGGAGGAAGACUUGUCAGGAAUGGUUGCCGAGCAACUGAGAAUCAUCGGGGAUGAGAUGAAUGAGAUCUACCAGCAGAGGAGGAAUGAAGCGCAGGGCUGGCUCCACUGGGGAGCCGUGUGGAGAGGACUGUACAACUUCAUCUCACAGACUCUGAAUACUGGCUACCUGCCUGGGCUUCGAUAGACAAGGGGAGAGGGAAGAGGGGAGAGGGGAGAGAGGGGAGAGAGGGGGGCUGGCUCCCUGCUCAUACACUCCUGAAAACUCGUACGUGAAUUCCGCUGGUCCGGAUAUUUUUCCUAAAACAGUUCAAACAGUGGUGUGUGUGCGUUUUUUUUUUUUUUUUUUUUAAAUCCUGUUUGUUUUUUGAUUGUGAGCCGUUUCCUGCCCUUCAUCAGCGCGGUACAGGGGCGAUUUCCUUUUUUUUUUUUUUUUUUUUUUUUAAAGAAAUGUUAUGAAUUUUCUUUCAUCAGGAAGCAUAAUUCUACAUACCGAUUAUGAAAAAAUAAAAUAAAACACAUUACAUUUUUUAUUUAUUUUAUUUAUUAAACUUGUUUUUGGGGGCAUUAUUUAUAGUUCAUACAUAUAUCAGCAGAACUGAUCAAUUCUACUGCAUUCCUUAUGACUGAGUUCUGAACGUUACUUACAAAUAAAACAAUAAAGACUGAAGUGGGGUUCGGGACCGGACGAAACACCCCUUAAAGCUGUGCAAAAUCCCAAUGGCAUGACUGUGCCCUUAGUGCCAUCACACUGAUUCAGUCCCGCAGUCUGUUCACUUCUCUGGAUGAAGGUUUUAGGUUAGCCCUGUACAUAAUUGUCAGUUUAAAAAAAAAAAAAAAAAAAGAAAGUGUACAUUGACUGUUUCGACUUUUCUAUGAAUUUUGUACAUCUUUUCCAAUAAAGGUUGAAAAUACGA